Molecule: messenger RNA, 5156 nt
Organism: Wyeomyia smithii (pitcher-plant mosquito)
Lineage: Eukaryota; Metazoa; Arthropoda; Insecta; Diptera; Culicidae
Gene: Ge-1
Product: enhancer of mRNA-decapping protein 4 homolog
Exons: 9
Coding region: 436-4653 (1405 amino acids)
Biological process (GO): deadenylation-independent decapping of nuclear-transcribed mRNA
Cellular component (GO): P-body
Molecular function (GO): protein binding
Source: RefSeq, a predicted model, not a curated record
ACGAUUCCGAUUCGGAAAGCGCUUAAAAGAGAAGCCGAAGAAAAAAGCAAAAAAUCAUCAUAAAGUGCAAUCUUUGCCAAAUUCUCUGUCUUUUUCGAAUAAAAUACUCCAAAUAGGUGUAAUAAAGUUCCAAAACAAGUGAAAUCAAAAAGUUUCUAUAAAGAAAAUCGAACUAGGUAUUGUACCGGCGGAUUUGGUUAUUUUAGGGGUACGAAUUGCGGCUGCUAGCUAAGCGGCAUCAAAUUCCGAUAGAUUUACGUACCCUACUGUUAAAUCUAAAACACGGUUCCAACCUGUCCGUUGUGCAUGUUGAUACCACCUGUCUUUAAAAUCAUCUUUGAUUAGGGAAACAAAAGGAUCAUAGCCAGAUAGAGUAAAUCGAUUUCCUUUUCGAGAAAAGCAGAAAGCGAAAAUCUUGAACGGUGGUGUGAUGCUAUGCUAAUUAUCAUUCUCAUCGGAACAGUUCAGGUCGGACGCGUUUUGAAAAAUCUCCUGCUAAAGAGCGUCAACUCGCCGGUUCACAUUAUUUUUUGGAUUGGUCGCAAAUUUCGCAAUCUACUAGGUAUGGACAAGAUGGGAAAGAACACCUCCGUCGGGUCCAACGCUGCAACAACAAUCGUUUUCAACAAGGACGAUAAGCAGCACUGCUUUGAUAUUGGAGGUCGCAGCGUGACCGUUGUGGGCAACGUAGGCAAGCAUGAUCACGGUAGCUCGAAGGUUAAACUAAAGAACAUCGUCGACUACAAAUGGGAGCAACGGAAUUAUCCGGGAAGACUGAUCGCUUGUCAUGACGAUGGCAAACUGAUAGCGUAUGCUAUUACAGUUAACCAUCGUGCGACUCCAGAAGGCAUGGUUCGUAUUGUGCAUUUAACGCUUAGCCAGCGAGCGCUUAUCAAAGGGUUGUCCGGUGAGGUACUAGAUCUGCAGUUUGCCCAUACUUCUUCGUCGAUUUUACUUGGCAUCAUCGAGCAAAUGGCGCUACACGUGCACAAGAUUGAAAUUGUCAGUGAAAAAAUCGUUUGCACACGGCUGCUGAAAAUAAACGACCCGAUCGACGGUCAUGUUCCGGUUUGCGACAAGAUUUCCUGGUGUCCGUACCUGCAGGAUAGUGCCUACGAAGAUCAGUAUGCCAGCCAGUUACUAGUUUGGACCCGAGGUGAUUCCUUCCAGUGCUACAGUAUUAGUACGGUUGUACAACACUACGGCCAAGGUGAAAUAGCCGGAAAGGAUAUCUCCGAGGGCGGUUUCAAGUUUCGCGACUCACUUCCCAUCAUAACCGGAGCUACUUUCUCGGGGGAUGGCACAACGCUCGCUGUUAGUUGCGAUGACGGUGUGAUGCGAUUUUAUCAGGUGUAUCAACACACGAACGAUAGCAACCCACGGUGUCUGCAUCAGUGGAAACCGCAUGGCGGGAAAGCUAUCAGCAGCUUUUUCUUUUUGGAUUAUACGGAGCAGGCGGGAGAUCGAACCCUUUGGAAGCAUGCUGUUACAUGUUCUGAUAACAAUACCGAAAUUAAAGUAUGGUCUUGUGAAACCUGGGAAUGUACGCAAACGAUCAAGUUCGUUCUUCCAACAGACCAACAGCUUUACUUUAAAGCGGAAAUUGAUGCAACAUCAUCGUAUUUAAUUCUUUCGGAUAUAACUACGCGAGAGUUAUAUGUGCUGCAAAUACGCAAAGAGAUGGGACAACCCUCGGAUACCAGCUCUGUGACCAACGGUAAAUCCUGCGAAGAAAGUUACACCUGCUCCAAACUGGCCGAAGCCAAAUCGAAUAAGGAUUCAUCGAACACAACGGCUGUAUCGAUAGCCAGCUCUACGAAUAACGGCAGUACUGUCACUAAAGCAUUCAUCUCAUCAAUUGCUGAGUUUCCGCUAUCAUCUCCCAUUCUUAGUUUCGGCAUUCUAGACGCCGCCGUUCGAAUGUGCAAAACCAGCGAUGCAUAUCUAAUUGAAGAGUUGGAUGAUUAUGACGAAGAAAACAGUGCCCUCUAUUGCGUGGUGAUUCAUAUGUUUCUAGUGCAACCUAAAAGUGUCCAGGAAUGUCAUCUAUUCUAUCAGCCAAAUGUUGCAUUUGGAUCUGCCGUUCGUAGCACUAUUUCCAGUAUAAGCAGCGAAUAUAGAAAUAUUUCUCAUUCCUCGAUUGGUUCACCGGGUGGUGGUAAGGACGACGAACGUACGAACACUGUAACGUCACUGAUGGACAUGAUCAGCAAAGGCAGUGCGAGUAAUGCGAGUUCGACAUCUAAAGCAGGUGAAGAAGGUUCACUCAACUCAUCCACUAAGGCGGACAAUGUCCAACCAAAGGAGACCGAGGAAACUCAAAAAAGUUUUACCCCUGCCGCCCCUCCGGCUUCAGCAUCUAUAACAAACUUGUCAAACACGAGUACCGGUAGUGCCUCAGGUAACCAGCAUAAGCACACCAUUAAUUUAAUGACACCUGAUUCAUUCAGUUCCACCAGUGACAAAACAGACCAGCACAAAAAUGAUGAAACCGUGAAUCCGAACGUCUUGAGUACACUUCUUAUGUUGGCCAAUGUAACUAAACAGCAACAACAACAGCAGCAGCAGCAACAACAACAGCAACAAAUUAACAGCAACAAUGUCACAUCGCCCAACGAUAGUCUUAAAGAGAAACCUUCCCCAUUGAACAUGUUAAACAUUGUCAACAGCACUAUGAUAGAAGAGCAGGAACAAGCCAAAGUUCGACAGUCAGUCGAUCUACAGCAAAAGGUUAUGUUAGAAACUCCCCCUGUACCACCGAUGCCAUCGGCUGAGAUGCUCGCCAGUGGAGGCUCGAGUCCAAGCCGUGAAGUGCAAGAAAUUCUCUCUCUAAAAGAUAACGAUUGCCUGAAUGAAUACUAUGAUUCAGACAACAUUCUUCUGGACGAAACUGAUGGAAUCGGAGCAGAUGAUGACGAACUGAACGAUUUGGAGAAUGAUAUAAUCGAUGACGAGGAAGAUGAAGAACAAUACAUAUUCAAAAAUAUUGACGAUGAUGAUGAUGAGGACGAACUGCAACAACGAAGAGUAGAACCAAGACAGAACAGAUCCAAGCCAAGCGAGAAUCAAACAAAAGAGAAACCGGUAAACCAGGACAGUUCGCAGCUUAGCUUCGGAAAGUCGGAGCCAGAACAUGAAAAAGUUGACAAAAAUAGCUCCACUGGAAGCAGCGGAUGGCCCAAAGUACCCGAGGUACCCCUUCCAACACCAAACAGCUUCAUGGCUCCCGCACAAGUUCCUCCGCCGCAGCCACCGAUGAUCGUAACUGUUCCACAAAAUUCUAAACAACUGGAGGAUAUCACGCAAAAAAUGGAUUUACUUUUGGACAUCGUGCAGGCACAAUCCAGACAAAUUACGGAUCUUCGCACCCAAAUGCACGAUUUAAUCAAAUCUCAAGCCGAAAAAAAUCAGCAAUACACAUCGGUGAUCAACAAGCUGGAAGCAAGCAUUCCACGAAAGAUCGACGAUUUCUGCGUUCGGUAUGAUCGUCAACAAACAGCGAAAUUAGAAGCUAAAACAUUAAUUCAGACCCGACAAAUACAAGAUGGGUUGAUGCAACGAUUGCCAGAAAUAAUUAUUGGAAUGAUUCUGGAAAGGUUAACACCCAGAUUGACGGCAGAAAUUCAGAUACCUCUAAUGACCCAUAUAUUCCCGAAAGUUGAACAGCUUGUGCAGAGGCACAAUAUAGAAAUUGCGAACAAAUUAAAUAGUAUUGAAGCAAUAUUUCGAACCACCGUUGAAAAAGUGUGCCGCAAUCCAUCAUUCAUUGAUGCUUUUGCAAACUCUGUGCAAGUUGGAGUGAGAAAAGGUUUGGAGCAAAUGUAUCAUGAGUCACUGCGCAAUGUUAUACUGCCUGGUUACGAAAAAUCUUCGCAGGAAUUGUUCCGUCAGCUUAACCACACAUUCUCCGCAGGAACAAAAGAAUAUGUUCUCAAAAUGGAUCAAUAUCUGUCGCAGAACAAACAGGUUGCGGACCGGACAAACGAAUUGAUCGAUCUUGUGAAAAAAGUGCCCGAGAACAUAAGCACAAGCACGGAUCGACAGUAUAAAACAAAUACGACCGUACUACGAGAUGACAUCAACAGGGACUUUAAGUUGUUACAGACUAAUCUUCUCAAAGUAAUAAGAGACAGUAUCCGGUACGAAAUCGAGAAAGGUCUGGAAGCACAAGCUUCCUCACUCGAAGACUCGGUGCUAUCAGCAGUAAGAUCUCAAGCCCAAACACCAGCCCCAUCCAGUGUGGACAUUCAGGAACAAAUUCGGCAGCUGCUCGCAAGCGGUCAAAUUAAUAAGGCUUUCCAUAAAGCUCUUCUUUCUAAUGAUCUGACACUGGUUGAUUUUACGUUGGAAAAAGCUGAUUACAAACUGGUAUUCAACCCAUGUCCACUCGAGCAGACGGUACUGCUAUCACUAAUUCAGCAAAUAUCCGCCGACAUGGCUAACCACAAUGAGCUGAAACAUAGAUAUCUCUCGGACUCUAUCGUGAACCUCAAUUUUCAGGACCCAAUUACGAAAGAGCACACACCGAAGGUCAUGCGUGAACUAACACAGAACUGCCAGAGCUUUCUAAGUUCCAACCCGAGCACUCCACUAGCGACCAACAUAAAAAUGCUAAUGAUCGCUAUUCAAGGGUUGGGCUAUAAACAAUUUUGAUAUUUAUGGUAACAGCUCGCAAUGGCUAAUGGCUGCUGAGCUUUGACCGACAAUAGCUCACAUACUACAUUCAAGAUUAACAGCAUUUUGAGUUUCUUUUUUCCGACGGAUAAACACCGCUCGGAUAUGUGCAUUUUAAUACUUUUCAUAUGCUCUAAAUUUAACGUGAUAAAGAACAAAUUUUUUGAACGCUAAGCAUCGAUUGAAAACGACUGCGUUGAUUGCGUUCUUUUUUCUUUAAAAUAUCUUACCUUCCAAUAAUCUGAUCAUAGGUUUGACAGAUAUUCUAAUUCUAAUUUAAAGGUAUUUCUUUUAUUCGUUUGAAACUUGUACGAUUAUGUCAAUAUAUGGCAUCUUGUUCUUUAUUCAUCAUUGUUUAACGGAAAGAUCUUUCAAAAAGAACAAAUUCUCCGCAAUCAAUGUGGUAACUUUCAGACAACUUCCAAUCAAAAGCUAUAUUCAUUAAAAUGAAAUACAAAACUAUUGGUGAAAUAACGUUAAAA